This is a messenger RNA of Acanthopagrus latus (yellowfin seabream), 3807 nucleotides long. It is a transcript of the gene gimapl, whose product is annotated as GTPase IMAP family member 9. Lineage: Eukaryota; Metazoa; Chordata; Actinopteri; Spariformes; Sparidae. The coding region runs from base 128 to 931 and encodes 267 amino acids. Gene Ontology annotation, molecular function: GTP binding. The transcript has 3 exons. The record is from RefSeq and is a predicted model, not a curated record.
CCGGAAUCGACGCCAUUACAUUCCGGUGGGCUUGUCGCUCUGACAUCAGGUAGGAGGAAGUCCUCGAAGUAGCCUCCCAAAGACAAACACCACCUAAUUGAAACCUCGACCAGGGAUAAAACUGAGUAUGGCAGAGAAAACACCACGUCAGACGGCAGGCGGUGAUGGAGCAGAAGAAGAAGCCAGAAAGGCGGCGAUAGCAGCAGCCAAGGCGGCUAUCCGUCUGCCGGAAGUCCGUCUGGUGGUGCUGGGCUGGAGGUGGCCGGGGAAGAGCCUGACUGGAAACACCAUCUUAGGGCGGGAGGAGUUUCGCUUGGAGCGAGCAGCUGAGUUCUGUGUGAAGAGACAGACGGAGGUGCAGGAGCGCCAGGUGACUGUGGUGGACACUCCGGGCUGGUUCUCUGCUCAGGAUACACCAGCAGAAUAUAAGCAGGAGCUAGUAAGGGGAGCAUCUCUUUGUCCUCCAGGUCCACACGCCUUCCUGCUCGUCAUCCCCGUGGGCAUGUUCACAGAGGUGGACCGCGCUCGCAUCGAGGAGCACGUCAGUCUCUUCGGGGAGCAGGUGUGGAAGCAUACGAUUGUGGUUUUCAGCUGGGCAGAGGUGUUGAGGAACAUUUCAAUCGAGAGGUACAUUCGCAGGGAGGGAAAGGAGCUGCAGUGGGUGCUGGAGAAGUGUAAGCGAAGGUACUUUGUUAUAAACAACUGCAUAUUUGGGGAGCAUCCCCAGGUGGGACGCUUGCUGGAGAGAGUGGACAAGAUGGUGGCAGACGAGGGAGGCUUCUACAAACCAGAGGAGGUGGAGAAAGAGAAGAAACCCCUGGAUGAGAACCAGAAUUCAGCAAGGGAGCCGCGAGAGCUGGGAGCACGGCCCAAACAGAACUCUGGGCUGAGUUUGUCCAAAGCCAUGGAGGUGGAACCGCUUGCUAAUUAACGAGACGCUCCUGGCUGAGGAAACCACAGCGAAUGGAGCCUCACUGCGCUGACGGCAAAGCUGCUUACCUGACAAGAAAGAAGGGUAAACGACAGAAAUGUUACUGAAUGUCCAAGAAAGUGUGAUUCAUUUUAUUUAUUUUGUUCAAUCAGACACAUUUCUGUGUGUUGUAGCUGUGUGUAUUCUUUAUGAUGCAGUAUCUUCUCACUGUGAUGAAAUUGGUGGCCUUUGACACAUAAAUGACCUUUUUUUUUUAAAAGGUCUAAAGAUUUAUUCCCCCACUGUUUUAAAUUUAAUGUUGUUUUUAAACUUCAGCUCAUGAGAUGUUCUGUGGGUUGUAAGAGUGUUUUGAGAGAUUUGUGAAGGGACAAAUUUAAUUUAAUCUGAAACAAGGAAGCACAAGCUGUUACACAGGUAUCUGUUAUCAUUUGUAAACACUCCUGUAUGGUCUUUAGUCAUGGAGGAUACCAGUGGCAGAACUGCACUAUUAAAUCAUCACUAUAAUAUUCUGUCAGUGACUGUUGAGGGAAUUGCUUUUUUAAACAAUUCCCAUUUGUUGUGACCAAAUUGUAAAUGCUCUUCUUAUGUCAUGUUGUUUAUUACUCUCAGUGUACAGUUAUAAAGCACUGGAGCAGUUAUUGAUCUUUGUCUGUGGUGUGUUCCCUUGAAGGAAUUAAUUUGUUUCCCUGAAAUUGAUCUUUUAGAUUUUUGUAUCACUUUGUCGCAGAGUUAUGUGUUUGAGGCAAAGAUCUUCUCCCAGUUCGAUCAGUAACUAUAUUGAGAAACGAUAUAGUCAUUUCACUUAUUCUCAAAGAUGUAAAGUAGUCGCUAGUUCAAUGUCAAAUUUUGAUAGUAAACUAAAUAUAAUGGAGUUUUUGACUGAUCAUUGGGAAAAGGGGGAAUUGCUAGAGACAGUUAUGGGUAUUUUUCGCUUUUUUUGACACUUUAUAGAUGAAAUGAUUCUGACCCUUUGUGUUACUACAGUUAAUCUGAGAAUGAAUUUAGGUUGCAGGUCAGUCAAUUUCCAUGGAAUAAGGAGAGGGACUAUUAAACUACAAAGGCUGUACACAGGGAUGUCGGCAUUAUGUUGUGUCCUUUAUAAAACCACCCUUGAGGUGCUUCUCUAUAAAAAUCCACUUUCUUGUUAACUCGUAGCAAGACAGUUGGUAAGUUCUCAGAGAGCACUGAGUUACUGUAGACAGUCACAGAUCUCAGCAGUGGGACUUUCCAAUCAAAACCUAAUUUCUUGCUAAAUUAGUCAUUUUUGACACGCAAAAAAAUGAUUCGCCAUUUUACAGAUUAGGAAAGAUAAAAGAAAUAGUAGUAGGGAGUAGGCUGGCUAGCAAGCAAACAGGUUUAAGCUAACAUUUUUGUAAGACAUUAAAGAAUAACUUAAACUCUCUGACGUGCAGGUGUAAUCUAGGAAACUGUGACAUCACUGUUGGGUGUGUGGUGACAGGUGCCACAGGACAUUUGUGACCACGCCACCCUGUCACCCUGGGUGUUGCCAGGUUAAAGACAUUUUUUCAGUCUGGUGUUUAGUUGCACGACCAGACACUCCUGAGUUUUUGUUUGUAGAAAAACUAGAAUCUUGGGAAAAACAGGUUUAGCCUUUGGCUUCCAGCAGGCUAUACGAGACUCUCAAGCCUUUUUUUGUUUGUUACAGUGUAUUAUCGCUGGAUAGCGUUGAGUCUGAGCUCAGUGACGUAGUGGGAUAUUCUCCAGGGAAAAAACCUUCAGUGGGCUCAUGUAGCUCCUCUCGGCCUCACAGACUGGAGUCAGCUGCUCUGGACAGACACUCCUAUUUUUUUUUUCUAUAGGCUUUUAAUAGCUCAGAUAGUGUUGGAAAAACAACAUGGAAACAUACUGUAGUUAAUCGUUGUUGUGUGACCCAGUUUUGUGUCUUGUGUUUAUGGCACUGACCUCGCAGCAUUAAGCACAAACAGGUGGACACAGUAGUGAAUCUUUGCCUUGAACACAUCCCUCUGCUGCAGAUCACAAAUUAUUAUUAUCAUCAUCGGUUUUACUUGUUACUCGUUCAGUUUUAAUUACCUUGUGAAACAAAAGUGUGAAUCAGGCAUUUGCCCUCAGGAGCCACAUCAGCUGGCAACCAAAUCUGACCCUGAUUUCAACUACCAAAUGCAAUCGCCAGCAGGGCCCUGAUUUAAAACAACUGACAUAAGUCUUCUAUGCUGUAAAUACUGCACAUCUGUUGGUCUUUUGCUUGAUUGUGUUUAUAAACUCAACGCUGUUAACUGUAGACACGCACUGUGACUGUUCCACCGCAUGUUGACAUUUAACACAGAAAUAUGAGACAGGAAAAAGGCCUGCCGCGGACCUCUUGUACACUAAAGGACUCAAUAUAACUGGUAUUUUAUUUUAGAUUAGCGGGUUUGAGAAAACAUGGCAUGGACAAAAGGACUUUAACUCUGCUGAUCGUAAACACUGCUACUGUUGUGAUUCACACUGUAUUUGGUUUAAUGUCACUUGGCAACGUUUUCCCCCCAGUCACAGCUGAAUUAUCUCAAAGAGAAAGACGGAAGUGUCUUGAAAAUUAUUACAAAAUGCCAAACAUACACUGAACAAAGUCACAGAAUGAGGUCACGAUAUAGAGGACACGCAGGCAUGCAACCCAAUACAACCCACCAUUGUAGCAGUGUUUGUGAUGGUAAUUUAGUUACAGCAUGUGAAUCAAGUUACUGUCGAGAAUGUAAUGAAAGAAGAGUCGUCUUCUUUGUGGUCCUGCACCGUGUUUGACUGGCUGACACCAUUUGCUGGGGACGUCCUUGUUAAAAGAUGGAACGGCUUUAUUUUAACAAGAGCUGCACUGUGCUGUUUUUCUUAUACCUCCAAAUAAAAUGUAUAUUUUGAUCAAA